Molecule: messenger RNA, 4172 nt
Organism: Neoarius graeffei (lesser salmon catfish)
Lineage: Eukaryota; Metazoa; Chordata; Actinopteri; Siluriformes; Ariidae
Gene: spra
Product: sepiapterin reductase a
Exons: 3
Coding region: 88-906 (272 amino acids)
Biological process (GO): tetrahydrobiopterin biosynthetic process
Molecular function (GO): sepiapterin reductase (NADP+) activity
Source: RefSeq, a predicted model, not a curated record
UGUCCCAGCCUGAGUCUCACGUCCAAAAUAAUCAGGAAGUGAAUUAUUAUUAUUGUUGUUGUUGUCGUUUGACUUGGAAAGGGCGACAUGGAAGCUGGUCAUACUUCAAAUGUAGCUUCGUCAGAGACGAAAGACUUCGGCAAAGCUCUGUGCAUCAUAACAGGAGCAUCUAAAGGUUUCGGGAAAUGUCUGGCUAAAGAAAUAGCAGCUCUGUUCAAACCAGGCUCAGUGCUCAUCUUGGUUGCCAGAUCUGCUGAUAAGCUGCAGGAGCUGGAGGGAGAGUUAUCCUCGGAUAGAGACGGUCUGAUUAUCCGCUGUGUUGUUGCAGAUCUGGGGCAGAAAGAUGGAGUGGAAAGCGUUAUAAGAGAAGCCAGAGAGGCUCCAAGCUCUGAUAUCAACAGCCUCUUCCUCUUUAAUAACGCAGCUUCACUGGGCGAUGUUUCACGCUACGCCCGAAGUUUCACUGACCUAGACGAAGUGGACAGGUAUCUGUCGAUGAACGUGAGCUCAGCGUUGUGUUUGACUGCCGGGAUCCUGCAGGUGUUUCCAGCUCACGUGGGUCUGCGUCGCUGUGUGGUGAACGUGAGCUCUCUGUGUGCUCUGCAGCCUUUUCCCUCCUGGGUGCUCUACUGCACGGGUAAAGCGGCACGUGACAUGAUGUUCCGUGUCUUGGCCAAGGAAGAGUCUGAGCUCAGGGUUCUCAACUACGCUCCAGGCCCUCUGGACACAGAUAUGCAACUUCAUGCCCGAUCUAACACAGUGGAUGACUGCGUUAGAAAGUCCAUGGCAGAAAUGCAUGCUGAGGGCCACCUACUGACCUGCGAAGAGUCCGUGGGGAAGCUGAUAAAGGUCCUGUUAAAGGAUGACUAUGCAUCUGGAGCUCAUCUAGACUUCUAUGAUUUAUAAAUUAAUUCUAUGAGAUUUUAAUAGUAAUUUCAAAUCCGUGUUUAAAAGAUCUUCUCAUUUUGCUGUUUCUUAUUUGUUGAUUUCUGCUUAUUUUAAGUAUUGGAGCUUGGUCAUGUAUGACUGAAGUAUAACUGACCAGAAUUGUAGUCAAAAUGGCCGCCGAAUAAACAAACACUACUAGAUAAUGUCACAGUAUCAGCUAGCUUGCUGAUUCAAAGUAGUAAGAUAGUUCAUACUUAAUAAUCUUACUACUCUUGUUUUCUAGCAUACUACGCACUAGCAAACCUGGCUUCUGGAUUGAAUCAGAAUAUAAUAAUUAGCCAAAUUAGCUUCCUGAUAUUGGGUAGCUCGCUGGCAGACUUGACGACAGGUUCUAAUCACAGAAUAGUUGCUUUCAAGUUUAUUGUUAUCUGCCAAAGUGCAGUGUAUAACAUGCAAUUAAGCUGUAAGUUCACCCACAACAACAUUACAAACAGUUAGUUAGUCGAAUGUUAGCUACACUCUCAGAAAAUAAAUACAUUACUGAACCUUUAGGGGUACAAUGGUUUGUCACUGGAUCGGUACCCUCUAAGGUAUUUAUUUGUGCCCUUUAUAUACUGCUUGGGAAUGUAUAUGUACCUUUAUGGCCCUAAAAAGGUACACAUAGUUACCUUGAGGUCCAAUAACGAGCCCUAGGGGCUACAUUUAAAUAAUAUUGGCUGGCAUUGAGUGGUAUAUCAGAGUUGAAGAUGAGUUCAGUAUCAUGCUAGUUGAAUGGAAUAUAUCUGAUACACCACAAAAAAGCCAGCCAAUAUUAUUAUUAUUAUUAUUAUUAUUAUUAUACAUUCCGUUUGGGUGUUUGAUGCAUCUUUCUCUUUCAAAAUUCUCUCAAUCUUCCAUAUUAAUGAAGCAAGCCUGGUGGCCAUGUUUGUUUACACAUUGUCCCAGUCGCUCGCUAGCACGGAAGUUUUACGUCUCCGACACGUGACGUCAUGCUGUCUUGACAACUAUGCAGUGUCGUAAACCAUAUUCAGUGCUCAUUCUCCAUUGGAUAGAGUGACGUAAUACAUGUAGGAUAAGCGAUAUGCUAACAAUAUUGCAUGCUAUCAAACCAAAUUAAUGAAACCCACUCGAAGGGAAUAGAAUACAUGUUUUUAUUCCAUCGAAAAAGUGUCCUGCAUGUAUAAUAAUAGUGUAUAUUGUACCUUGGGGGACAGAAAUGGACUUCUACUGUACCCCUGUUUCACGGGCGAUUGCUCUAAGACGACGAGGGAGGCUCAGCCUCCUUUAAAAAUGACGAACAUCGUGUAGGAUGAAUUGCACUAGGCUUAUGUUAUAGCCGACCUUAUAACAUUGCUAUUUCAGAUCCAGAAUCAUAGAAAUACAUGUGCUCAACCCAACUACAGUGCGAAAUCAUUCCGUUAUAACUUUGUGUGCGUAAGUUUUUCCCCCUCGUGACAGCGCGAUGCAGCGCAGCCUCAGUGGACUUCAAUGGCAUUUGGGAGCUAUGCGCUUUUCAAUCUCAAAAUGCAAGACGAUUAUUGGACAAAUACUGCAAAAACGCCCGCCCACGGAGUCUCACGGACUCCCAGCCUCAGUGGACUUCAAUGGCAUUUGGGAGCGAUGCGCUUUUCAAUCUCAAAAUGCAAGACGGUUAUUGGACAACUACUGCGAAAAUGCCCGCCCACGGACUCCCAGCCUCACAGUGGGAGGGACAUGGCAGUUUCCGUGAGGAGACUGGUGAUUGGUGAAAGCGGUCGGAUAUUUUCUUUGAUUGACAGCUCGUUUCAACUAUAGACAGGCAGCGGUGAAUUUCAGUUCAGCCCCAUGCGGAUUCGCAAGUGCUGUGGUGUAUUGUAAGAGAUCAGCUUACAUUUCAAUUUCAUUCAUUACAUACGGUUUCUACCAGCUUUUUUAGUUUGUAUAUAUUUUCAUUGUAAAUAUAGUGUUGUCAAGUUUGCUAUCUUAGUUCCAGAAAUUUCGUUUAUUUGAGUGACUGAACUUGAGGGGGCUAGUCAGCUAGCAAGAAAGCUGUGCACGGAUGCCAAGCAUUGCUGAUUUAAUUUUGGCGAAGCCAUUUGCCAGUCUUCCUUUCGAGGAAAAAAUUAAAAUUAAAGAGCAGGGUAGACCGACGCCUCAAAUUGACUUGGUGAAAAAGGUAGGGAAUAAUACUCGUUCCUUUCAGCUCUCCUGGUACGAGAAAGUGAAUUGGCUAACAGCAAGUGACCCACAUCAACAACAGUAAAUAGGCUACUUUAGUAAUAUGUCAUGGAUGGACCAAAAAUAUAGAAUCUAUUUAAAAUGUUUAUGCUGAGUAUAUUAUAUUGGAAUAUAUAUUUUUCUGGAUAUGAAUUAAACACAGCUACAAUUUGGAAAACAUUUUUAAACAAAAACACAGCCGAGAACAUUUCACACUACAGACCUGGAUUAAAAGUGAAGGGUUAUCAAAAUUGUCAAUAAAACAUUUCUCAGUCAAAAUAAGUAAAAUGUAGGGAAAGUGUCAUUGAAUGAAAUGUGUGGCACCCAGCUCUACUGCUGAGGUUCCUGACAAAGAGCUGUUUUCAAUAAUGAUCAAUUUUUAAACAACAUGCCACAAUUUUAAAAUAUAAAAUGUUAAAAUAUACCCCCCCAACACCACCAUCAUGUAUAUUGGACAGUAGGCUAAUGGGCCAAAAGAACCUGUUAUUUCACAGUUUGUGACCCUGCCAACAAUCAGCCAGAUCAGAGGCAAGAGUAUGGGCAAAAUUGAUGUUUUUUCUUUUAAAAUCUGGAAAUAUCGUAACCGACCAGCCUCCCCUGUUUGAAAGACUACCAGCCGCCACUGCCCUGUUUCUGACAGUGUAGCUGACUUCCCUAAUAUUAGCUCGCUUGAUGGCAAAAUUUGUAGCUGGUUUAAUUACACAGUAGAAUAUUUAACCUAAUAUUAGUCCGGUUUGAAGUAGCUAAUGUGUUGUUCAAAUUGAUUAGCUAGCAAAGUAAAAAGCUACUGCUAUGUUACUGAAUACUGAGAAAUAAGGAGGUGCCAAUUCUUUUACAGAUCUUCUUUGUGUGUGUGUGUGUGUGUGUGUUUGUUUAUGGGAACAAAUGGCUAUGUAGAUUUUUAUACAUUUCCAAUCAAAAUCAGCCCAAAAUUGUGGUAUCAGUGCAUCUCUAACCUAGAUUAAACUAAAUCACAGUGACAUUCCCAAUUCUGUUGAUAAUUUCUGUAAUUUGGAGCAGAUGGAAGCGCCUUCUGUAAUUUGUGGUUUUGUGACUUGCAUUAUUCUUAAAUGUAAUAAAGGUGCCUU